AUGAUUCACAUAGAAUUGUUUUUCCUAAUUAGCGCUGUUUCAUGCGCAACAGUCAGUAAUUGCCUAGAUAAUUCAAAUAAAAACAAUCAACCAUUAGUUGUGGAUCGCUCUGGUUAUGAUAUCAUCAGAAACAGCGCAACCCAUGAUCAUUUUAUGUUUACAACAAUUAGUGGUCCGAAUUUCACAAAGAAUUUGCCGACUCUUGGAAAUGGUCAUUUGGGAUUUACUGUUCUUUCCGAUGCCGUUUACAUGAACGGUCUUUACAAUGGCUAUAAAGGACUUAGUCAUCGUGCGAAGAUACCAAACUUUGUCAACAUUUUAUUAGCUGAUUGCCUUAUCAAAAUAUGCAAAUAUUCUUUGAACAUUGAGCUUGGAUAUUUCGAAGUAAAGUUUGUUGUUGAAAAGCAAUUUAUUGUUCGCCAUUUGAUUUAUGCUCACAGAUUUUACAAUCGUGCAUUGAUCAAUCAAAUCCACAUUCAGCGUUUGGAGUCAAAAGAUGAUAUUAAUUUGAAAUUACAUAAAAAUCCCGGAAACGAUGAAGCACUAACAAAAGUAAAGACGGCACAGCGAUCAAGAAAUGAAAGGUCCGUUAAUGACGUUAAAAGCAAUAAUUUUUCCAACAAUAAGACCAAAAACGUCAACAAUAAAAAUUCUCGAUCAACACUGAAUGCCGUCGAGAAAGAUGAUCUGGAAUUUACCAAAAAUGAAACAAUUGAUUUCGAUGGUAUUCGACUUUAUAUGCUUUGUGGUCGUAUAAGGGAACUGGAGAAUGGUGGAAACGAACGAAACGAGUAUAACGAGGAUGAAAUAAGUGGAGAGGAACCACCACGACAAGAAGAAGAUGUUUGUGUUUUAUGGAAUCACGUUCCAGAAGAAAUCACACUCUACCAAACUUUAUCCUCAAUUUCUUAUAAAUUUGUAAUGGCUGUUGAUACACAAGCGGCUGAUGUCAGGCAGGAAAUGAUGGAUGUUUUUCGGAUCAGCGACGAUGAACUUUUUGAAAGCCACAAAAAUGUUUGGAAGAAAUUUUGGAAAGAUUUUCAAAUUGAUGUUGAUGGAGAUGAUGAAUUGCUUCGCGCAAUAACUUCCAGCAUAUUUUAUUUAACAUCGAGUUUACCAUCGGUGAUUACAAACUUACCACAACAUCCUUUCUAUGGUCUCAGUCCAACGGGAUUGGGACGUGGUGGAAGCAAUUUGAAUGAUUAUGAAGGUCACAACUUCUGGGAUACCGAAAUGUUUAUGCUCCCGCCUGUCGCUUUGAUCAAUCCAAACUGGGCGAAAAAACUUAUCGAGUAUCGGUUUAUGAUGUUAAAUGCAGCGAAAAAUAAUGCAAAUGCUGGCGGCUAUCGGGGAGCGAGAUUUCCAUGGGAAUCAGCGGCGACAGGAAUUGAAGUUAUCCAGCCUGGUUAUGAAUACAUUGCCGAAUAUCAACAACACAUCAGCGGUGACAUCAGCUUCAGCCUUCGUCACUAUUUCUCUUUAACUCACGACAUCGAAUUCAUGAUGUCUGAAGGAUGUCAGUUGGCAUUGAAUAUCGCAGAAUUCUGGGCGAGUCGCGUCACAUUCAAUGACUCUACUGGGUUCUAUGACAUCAACCAUGUUAUGGGCCCUGACGAAGAUCACAGCGAUGUUAAUAAUAACGUCUACACAAACGUUGUUGCUAAAUACGCUCUGGAGUUCGGCUUAUUUUCCAAAUAUUUGUGUGGAAAACAAAGUCCUGAUGUUGAUUUACUUCAAAUGAUGUCAAAGAUAAAAAUUAUUUACGACGAUCUUCUUGAUUAUCAUCCACAAUAUGAAGGUUAUAAAAUUGGAACAGAGAUUAAGCAGGCUGAUGCCAUCUUAAUCGGUUAUCCGUUAAUGUUUCCCAUGAAUUAUUCAACAAGAGUUAACGAUUUGAAGUUCUAUGAAAAUGUUACAAGAAGCAGUGGACCUGCAAUGAGUUACUCAAUGACUGCCAUCAACUUUCUCGACAUAAAUGAUGAAGUUAAAGCCAAUGAGAUGCUUUUGAAAGGUUAUAAAACAUUCAUAAGGCGUCCAUUUAAUGUGUGGAGUGAAGUGGAGCCUGGUGAGAUUGGAGCCACCAAUUUUAUCACUGGAGCUGGAGGGUUCCUUCAAACUAUUUUUAAUGGAUUUCUAGGAAUUCGAGUGCAUCUCGACCACUUUGAAAUUAGAAAUCCAAGACUCCCUCAGAAUUGCACAAGACUCAGAGUUGAAGGAUUUUCUUACAUGAAGUCAAAGUUUGAAAUUGAAGUUUCGGGUCAUUCGAAAUCUCUCAGAUUUGUUGAAGUCCAUGACAAACUGAUUUUGGAAUCUCAUGAUGAUGAAACAAAGUUGGUAACAGUGAAUGUGUCAUAUGACAUCACAAAUAACAUCGUGACAAAUAUAAAACCAGCUUAUGACCCUUUCAAUGAUUUCAUUCAUCUAAAUACUGUGUAGAUACAAAAAAGCUUUACGAAUGAAAGAUCUUCCAUCAUUACCCGUUAUAACUUAUUAACUUUUCUACUUAAUUUCAAAUAUAUAAUGCCAGAUG
Molecule: messenger RNA, 2530 nt
Organism: Clunio marinus
Lineage: Eukaryota; Metazoa; Arthropoda; Insecta; Diptera; Chironomidae
Source: the annotation of a GenBank genome assembly